AUGGGCAAAACAUCCAAGGACAAGCGGGACAUCUACUACCGCAAGGCUAAGCAGCAGGGCUACCGCGCACGCUCAGCCUUUAAGCUGCUGCAGCUGGAUGACAAGUUCCAGCUACUGCGAGGCGCCACGCGCGUUGUGGACUUGUGUGCGGCUCCCGGCGGAUGGACCCAAGUGAUUGCGCAGCGAGUGCCCGAGAAAGGCACUAUCGUUGCUGUGGAUCUCAUGGAAAUGGCGCCACUGGACGGAGUUGUGCAGCUGCAGGGCGACAUCACUCACAAGGUUACGGCAGACGAAAUUGUGGCACAAUUUCAUGGCCAAAAGGCGCAAGUCGUUGUGAGCGACGGUGCUCCUGAUGUGCUAGGUUUGCAUGACCUGGAUGAGUACCUGCAGGCGCAGCUCGUGCUUGCCGGGCUUAAUAUUAGCCUGCAGAUCCUGGAGGAGGGCGGUACUUUUGUAGCCAAGCUCUUUCGAGGCAAAGAGGUGUCGCUACUGUAUGCUCAGCUGCGGCGGUUUUUUAGCCACGUAACGUGUGCUAAGCCCAAGACUAGUCGCAACUCCAGCUUCGAGUCAUUCGUCAUCUGUCAGAACUUCCGUCUACUAAAAGAUUUCGUACCAGAUAUGGAGCGGAACUUGCUGGACUUUAAGUACAUUGAAGAUGCCGAGAAUGAAGACGACGACGACUGGUACAAUAGUAAAGUCUCAGUGGAGCGUGGCGUCUGUGUUGACGUGGUUUUUGUGGGAGCUGGUGACGUGUCUGGCUACGAUGCUGACCAAUCAUACCCGCUAGACGAAGAUAAGGGAAACGACACUACAUUGGGUCAUGCGGCAAAAUAUGCUCACCAGGAGCCAUUGCAGAAGCCCAUUAAUCCUCCUUACGCCAAUGCUCUCAAGAGACAACAUAACAAGCAAUAG
This is a messenger RNA of Peronospora farinosa, 912 nucleotides long. Lineage: Eukaryota; Oomycota; Peronosporomycetes; Peronosporales; Peronosporaceae. The record is from the annotation of a GenBank genome assembly.